UUGAUUGUGUGGUUAUAUUUAUGACAUGGAUAUGUCUGGUGCUAUAUUUUCGUCUUUAGCUGUAUCUAUUCAUUUCUAAAAUAUUUGUACAAUAGCAGAUGGUGCCAAGUCCUUUUAUAAAAGUUUUAAUGAUUUUUGGCCUCUCAAGAGGUCUUGCUUCCCAAACUCUGAAUGCCAUGACUCCCGGAAAUGUGUCGGGAAUACAUUCUGUGGCGUAUGUCACAGUGCCUACAGAUGAAAUUGCCAAAAAACUUGCUCAUGGAUUGGUAGAAAAUAAGCUAGCCGCUUGUGUCAACAUAAUACCGCAAGUAACUUCUGUGUAUGAAUGGAAAAACAAGAUUAAUGAAGAUAAUGAGCUGCUGCUGAUGAUAAAAACAAGAACAGAAAGUGUGGAUGCUCUUACCAAAUAUGUCAAGGAAAAUCAUCCUUACGAAGUCUGCGAAGUCAUAUCUCUACCUAUCCAAAACGGUAACAAGCAGUAUUUAAAUUGGAUUAGCGACACUGUACCUCCAAUCAAAAAGGAAAGUGACACCAAAAAUUAAAAAGAUAAGCAUCAAUAAUUGCGUUUUUCUAUUUCUUCUUUUAUAUUAAUUAGUAGCGUUUCGUUCGUGCUGCACGCGGUACUAUCGCAAAGGGAGCCUUAUUGCGGAACAUGGAUUUUGAAUUACUUAUGUAAUUAAUAUUUGACAUCGAAACGUUAUGUGAAACAUUAUUUUAAUGAAUAAAUCAAAAUUAGGGUCUACCAAAAGGUA
Belonocnema kinseyi is the source of this 752-nucleotide messenger RNA. RefSeq names its product protein CutA homolog (gene CUTA). Gene Ontology annotation, molecular function: copper ion binding. The record is from RefSeq and is a predicted model, not a curated record. The transcript is spliced from 6 exons. NCBI's taxonomy places the organism in Eukaryota, Metazoa, Arthropoda, Insecta, Hymenoptera, Cynipidae. Gene Ontology annotation, biological process: response to metal ion. Bases 99 to 542 code for a protein of 147 amino acids.